GGCGGGCCCCGAGCUGUGCGGGCCGCGGAGGUAAGGGCGGGGUCGCAGGCGGGGAGAACCCGGAAGGGAGCGGCUCUCCGAACCUCGCCGGACGCGGAGGGCAGCGCCCCGGACUGCAGGCCGGAGAGCCGGGUGCUCCGUGUGACCUUGGGCCUCGCUGUCCGCAUCCUGGAGAGGACGGACUUGGGCUGGAUGCACUCGAAAGUUCCUCUGGCUCCAAUUUUGCGGAGUUUGAAUGAAAAGAGAGAGGCUGAAGACGAGUAGUGUCGCUCUGGAAGGGCCACGAAGCGCUGGCUGUGGUGGAGGCUGUGCAUCGACUCGACCUCAUCCUUUGCAACAAAACUGCUUAUCAAGAAGUGUUCAAACCAGAGAACAUUAGCCUGAGGAACAAGCUGCGCGAGCUCUGCGUCAAGCUUAUGUUCCUGCACCCAGUGGACUAUGGGAGGAAGGCGGAGGAGCUGCUAUGGAGAAAGGUGUACUACGAAGUUAUUCAGCUUAUCAAGACUAACAAAAAGCACAUCCACAGCCGGAGCACCUUGGAAUGUGCCUACAGGACGCACCUGGUCGCUGGGAUUGGCUUCUACCAGCAUCUGCUCCUCUAUAUCCAGUCCCACUACCAGCUGGAACUUCAGUGCUGCAUCGACUGGACCCAUGUCACCGACCCCCUCAUAGGAUGCAAGAAGCCAGUGUCUGCGUCAGGGAAGGAGAUGGACUGGGCACAGAUGGCAUGCCACCGAUGUCUCAUGUACCUGGGGGAUUUGUCGCGAUAUCAGAAUGAAUUAGCUGGUGUAGACACUGAACUGCUAGCUGAGAGAUUUUACUACCAAGCCUUGUCAGUAGCUCCCCAGAUUGGAAUGCCCUUCAACCAGCUGGGCACGCUUGCAGGCGGCAAGUACUACAGCGUGGAGGCCAUGUACUGCUACCUGCGCUGCAUCCAGUCGGAAGUGUCCUUUGAGGGAGCCUAUGGGAAUCUCAAGCGGCUGUAUGAUAAGGCAGCCAAAAUGUACCACCAGCUGAAGAAGUGCGAGACUCGGAAACUGUCUCCCAGCAAGAAGCGAUGUAAAGACAUCAAGAGGUUGCUGGUGAACUUCAUGUACCUGCAAAGCCUCCUACAGCCCAGGAGCAGCCCAGUGGACUCAGAGCUGACGUCACUCUGCCAGUCCGUCCUGGAGGACUUCAACCUCUGCCUCUUCUACCUGCCUCCGUCCGCCAGCCUCAGCCCAGCCAGCGAGGGCGAGGAGGAUUACGAGGGCGGCUACGCUUUCCUCCCGGACCUCCUCCUCUUUCAGAUGGUCGUCAUCUGUCUCAUGGGCGUGCACAGCUUGAAGAGAGCAGGGUGCAAGCAGUACAGCGCGGCCAUCGCCUUCACCCUGGCUCUCUUCUCCCACCUGGUCAACCACGUCAAUAUACGGCUGCAGGCUGAGCUGGAGGAGAGCGAGAACCCCAUGCCGGCGUUCCAGAGCGACGGCACAGGUGCAGAUGAGCCCUUGGAGAAGGAGGAGGUGCCAGGCCCUGAGCCCCCUCCCGCAGCACCUCCCUCAGGUGAGAUCAGAAAGAGCCGGAAGUUCUCCCGUCUCUCCUGCCUCCGCCGUCGCCGCCACCCACCCAGAGCUGGAGAGGACAGUGACCUGAGCGAAGGCUUUGACUCGGACUCCAGCCACGACUCAGCCAGGGCCAGUGAGGGCUCAGACAGUGGCUCCGACAAGAGUCUCGAAGGUGGGGGUACAGCCUUUGAUGCUGAGACAGACUCAGAAAUGAACAGCCAGGAGUCCCGGUCAGACCUGGAGGACAUGGAGGAUGAGGAGGGGACACGGUCCCCAGCCCUGGAGCCCGCUCGGCCCAGGUCAGAGGCUCCCGAGUCUCUCAAUGGCCCCCUGGGCCCCAGUGAAGCUAGCAUUGCCAGCAACCUGCAAGCCAUGUCCACCCAGAUGUUCCAGACCAAGCGCUGCUUCCGACUGGCCCCCACCUUCAGCAACCUGCUCCUCCAGCCCCCCAGCGAACCUCACACCGUGGCCAGCCGCACGCCCUGUGUCAACGGAGAUGCGGACAAGCCCUCGGAGCCAGCCUCUGAGGAGGGCUCCGAGUCAGAGGGCAGCGAGUCUAGCGGGCGCUCCUGUCGGAAUGAGCGCAGCGUCCAGGAGAAGCUACAAGUCCUGGCGGCCGAAGGCCUGCUUCCCGCCGUGAAGGUCUUCCUGGACUGGCUGCGGGCCAACCCUGACCUCAUUGUCGUGUGUGCACAGAGCUCUCAAAGUCUGUGGAAUCGCCUGUCUGUGUUGCUGAACCUGUUGCCAGCUGCUGGUGAGCUCCAGGAGUCUGGCCUGGCCCUGUGUCCCGAGGUCCAGGACCUUCUCGAAGGUUGUGAACUGCCUGACCUGCCCUCCAGCCUGCUGCUCCCAGAGGACACGGCCCUUCGUAACCUGCCUCCCCUCCGGGCUGCCCAUCGACGCUUUAACUUUGACACGGAUCGGCCCCUGCUUAGCACCUUAGAGGAGUCGGUCGUGCGCAUCUGCUGCAUCCGCAGCUUUGGCCACUUUGUGGCCCGCCUGCAAGGCAGCAUCCUGCAGUUCAGUCCGGAGGCCGGCAUUUUCGUGAGCAUUGCCCAGUCGGAGCAGGAGGGCGUGCUGCAGCAGGCCCAGGCGCAGUUCCGCAUGGCACAGGAGGAAGCCCGUCGGAACAGGCUGAUGAGAGACAUGGCCCAGCUGCGACUUCAGCUCGAGGUCUCUCAGCUGGAAGGGAGCCUGCAGCAGCCCAAGGCCCAGUCGGCAAUGUCUCCCUACCUCGUCCCCGACACCCAGGCCCUCUGCCACCACCUCCCGGUCAUCCGCCAGCUGGCCACCAGCGGCCGCUUCAUUGUCAUCAUCCCGAGGACGGUGAUCGAUGGCCUGGACUUGCUGAAGAAGGAACACCCAGGGGCCCGGGAUGGGAUCCGAUACCUGGAGGCAGAGUUUAAGAAAGGAAACAGGUAUAUUCGCUGCCAAAAAGAAGUGGGCAAGAGCCUCGAGCGGCAUAAGCUGAAGAGGCGGGAUGCGGACGCCUGGACUCUCUAUAAGAUCCUGGACAGCUGCAAACAGUUGACUCUGGCCCAGGGGGCAGGCGAGGAGGACCCGAGUGGCAUGGUGACCAUCGUCACGGGCCUUCCACUGGACAACCCCGGUGCGCUCUCCGGCCCUAUGCAGGCAGCCCUACAGGCCGCUGCACACGCCAGUGUGGACAUCAAGAAUGUUCUGGAUUUCUACAAGCAGUGGAAGGAGAUUGGUUGAGACGGACCCCCAGGCCCUGCAGUGGGGCUGCAUCCAGAUCUCUCCUGCCCUCCCUGGCAGCCAGGACCACCACCUGUAGUCACCCCACCACACGCAGACUCACGCACGCACGCAGGAAGGAAGCCCAGCUGCACACAGGCCGCAGGGAGGGCCCGGGAGCCGCAGGGAGGGCCCAGAGCCGGCUGGGAGGGCGGGUCCCCCUGUCGCCAAGACGACGUCAGGAAAGCGGGGGAAGUGUUGGGAGCAGGAGAGGCCUGUGGGCCCCCAGCCAGCCCUUCUGCCUCAGCCCCCUACUGUCCCCAGGGGCAGGUGGCAGGCAUGGGCGUCUGCGUUCCAUUGGAGUGGUUUGUGGACCUCUGAGGGGAAGGGACAGCAGAAGGGCCCCUCUUCCUCACUCAGGACGCAGGGUGGUUGGCGCCAGGAGUUGGAUCCUCCGCUGCCGGGGGGGAGGAAUUGGGUAACACCAGAUGUGUGGGUGAUUCUCUGCAGACCCUUCCCCUCCUGGAGGACCCCCCGCUGUCCUCCCCUCCCUUUGCACAGGGGCAGCUCUGGAGCCUUGGGGACUCUUCCAGAAGAGGGGCCUGGAGCUGCCGGCACCAAGAGCAGGGCCAGGGCUCGCCUCCUCCUGCUGCUGUGGGGGCCAUGCACCCAGCCGCCCCGCUUCUGCCCUCGCUCUGUGCCUGCCCAGCUUCCGGGGCACGGAGCAGGCCCCUCUGACGGCAGGCUGCACCUGUGCAUGGGGCGGAGUGCGAUGCCAGGAAGAGGGGUGCGGUGCCAGGCCACCAGCCCCCUGACGGUCUGGGAGAGGCCUGCGUGGGGGUGGGCCGCAGAAAGGAGGGGCCCGUAGAGCUGCCUGGUCAGGGGCCUGCUGUCCUGCUGGGGCUGAGCAUGGGACUCGCUCGUGGCCAGUGGCGAGGUGAAAUGUGGGAGCCGAGAUCAUGAAUUGCUCAGGGCAGGGGGUGGAGCAGCAAGGGCAGGCUGUGGGGGGGGCUCUGGCCAGGAACGCCUCUGCCCCUUGCCCUGGGGCCGGCCAGGAGCUCGUGGGGGGCGCGGGGAGGGGGUCUCGGCUCUGCUGCCCCCACCCUGGCGCUAGCCUAGCUUCCCAGGCUGUUCUCAGAGGCAAGCAGGCUUCUUGCCUCCUUCCUCUAAGACGGCGAGCCUGGGACGACCUGGGGGGCAGUGGGGUCACCCGGACUCCCAGUCCCUGGCAGUGACUGAGACUGAAGCAUCACUUAAUAAAGACCCCUCGAAGCCCA
This is a messenger RNA of Callorhinus ursinus (northern fur seal), 4516 nucleotides long. The record is from RefSeq and is a predicted model, not a curated record. Lineage: Eukaryota; Metazoa; Chordata; Mammalia; Carnivora; Otariidae.